UCAGUAGACAUGGCCGAGGUGUAAUGGUGGGAGGAGCUCGGCUUCACACAUUACUGUGCCUAUAAAACAGCCCCUCCUCCUACAGCAUCGACCAUCGUCUGGGGUCUCUCUCACCAAUAGAAACUGUUGCCUUUACUGUAUCGUGCGUAUCUCACUGUUUCUGCUGCCAUCUGCUCAGCCAUGCUGCCCAGAAGCCGAACGCUUCCGGCGAGGAUCCAUGAGAGUGUUAACGAUGGGAGCCGCAACGAAAGGGCGUAUCUUCAAGUGGAAACACAGCCCAAGAUACAGGAGGACACUGAAAGCUUGAAUCCACAGGUGGCUCAUUCCAAGUGCUUUGACGACGAUGGACGCCUUAAACGAACAGGCACUGUGUGGACUGCAACUUCACACAUAAUCACUGCAGUGAUAGGCUCGGGAGUGCUCUCACUCGCAUGGGCUAUAGCGCAGUUAGGUUGGAUCGCCGGACCAAUUGUCAUGAUCCUCUUCGCCUUCGUCAUCUACUACACCUCAAACCUCUUGUCCGACUGCUACCGUUCCGGUGAUCCUGUCACCGGCCGGAGAAAUUACACGUACACGGAUGCUGUGAGAUCCAACUUAGGUGGAGCAAAGGUAAAGAUUUGUGGAGCAAUCCAGUAUGUAAAUCUCUUUGGUGUAGCCAUCGGAUACACUAUUGCAGCUUCCAUCAGUAUGAUGGCUAUAAAGAGAUCCAAUUGCUUUCAUGCAAGUGGAGGAAAGGACCCAUGUCAUAUGUCAAGCAACAUGUACAUGAUCAUCUUUGGGAUCACAGAGAUUGUGUUCUCCCAGAUCCCAGAUUUUGAUCAGGUUUGGUGGCUUUCCAUUGUGGCUGCUGUCAUGUCCUUCACCUACUCUACUGUUGGGCUCGGCUUAGGCGUUGCUAAAACUGCAGAGAAUGGGAGCUUCCAAGGCAGCCUUAUGGGCAUCAGUAUUGGGACGGUGACCAAAGCAGGCACAGUGACUGCAACCCAAAAGGUAUGGAGGAACCUGCAAGCUCUCGGGGACAUUGCCUUCGCCUACUCUUACUCCAUCAUCCUGAUCGAGAUCCAGGAUACGAUCAAGUCUCCUCCGGCGGAGAACAAGACGAUGAGAAAAGCCACCCUGCUGAGCAUCGUCGUCACCACCGUCUUCUAUAUGCUCUGUGGGUGCAUGGGGAAUGCAGCAUUCGGAGACGAUGCCCCGGGCAACCUGCUCACGGGCUUUGGAUUCUACAACCCCUAUUGGCUUCUCGAUAUCGCAAACCUCGCCAUCGUUGUCCAUCUUGUUGGAGCUUAUCAGGUGUUCUGCCAACCGCUGUUCGCCUUCGUGGAGAAGUGGAGCGCGAAGCGGUGGCCCAAGAGCGAGCUGAUCACCCACGAGUACGAGGCCCGGAUCCCUUGCACUGGCGCCACGUACAAGCUCAACCUGUUCCGGCUGGUGUGGAGGACGGCCUUCGUGGUGCUCACCACCGUCAUCUCCAUGCUCAUGCCCUUCUUCAACGACGUCGUCGGCAUCCUCGGCGCUUUCGGCUUCUGGCCCCUCACCGUCUACUUCCCGGUGGAGAUGUACAUCGCGCAGAAGAAGAUACGGCCGUGGUCGAGCCGGUGGGUCGGCCUGCAGCUGCUCAGCUUCACGUGCCUCGUCGUCUCCCUCGCCGCCGCCUGUGGCUCGAUGGCCGGCGUCGUCCUCGACCUUAAGUCCUACCGGCCCUUCGAGUCCACCUACUGAUGCAGACCGCGGACGAACGAUGCAUGCUUAGUUUACGUUGGUCGUUUUAGUGUGAUCCCUGUGCUAAAUAAAGAUCUUAGUACUUAAUGUUAUGUAUCAGGAGCUUAAUUAAGCAUGAAGGAGGUGAUGCAUUUACACUUA
Molecule: messenger RNA, 1863 nt
Organism: Musa acuminata AAA Group (dessert banana)
Lineage: Eukaryota; Viridiplantae; Streptophyta; Magnoliopsida; Zingiberales; Musaceae
Product: amino acid permease 4-like
Exons: 8
Coding region: 181-1722 (513 amino acids)
Biological process (GO): amino acid transmembrane transport
Cellular component (GO): membrane
Molecular function (GO): amino acid transmembrane transporter activity
Source: RefSeq, a predicted model, not a curated record